AUGGAACCUCCUCCGAAACGUCGCAGGCCUCCUCUUUCAUGCACCGAAUGCCGCCGGCGCAAGGUCAAGUGUGAUCGCAAACAACCAUGCUGCCAUUGCGUUCUAUGGACAAGGCCGUGCGUCUACGUUGACAAAGCGAAUCUGUCGCAGCUGACCCAUCAACAAAUUCUUGUUGGCUGGUCGGGUCCAGAAACUGAUGGCCAGCCAAUUGACGGCGGCCCUCUUCCAAUAUCGAGAGAGAAUGAAGAUGUUCUACCUGGCAACGUAAUACCCAGUCCAACAUCUGCUGGAGACAAGGCUAUAAUUGAUAUCGUCACACGACUGCGGGCAGUAGAACAACUCGUCUCCCAUCGCACCGGUCUGUGCGAUGUAGAUGCACCUGGCUUGACCACCGAUGACCCUCAAGUCGCGAAGCAAGAUUAUAUUUCUCUUAACAAGUCCAAACUCUUUGGUGAAAGCCACUGGUCGGGUGCUUCUCAUGUUUUCCGUGGCAUCUCCGCCUUUUUGAAUGCAGAAUCCGACGAUGCCGAAGAAAACGAAGCGACUCGAAGGCUGAAGUUAGAAAUGAGAUCCAUCAUUCAGAAGUUCAAGGUGAUCAGCCGAAAUACAAAACCAUCUAGACCUGGGAGCAUUCUAAGCGCUCAGGAAAUCGGCAUCCCGUCCAAACAACUGGCGGAUCAGAUGACAGAAUUGUAUAUGUCGCGGUUCGAGUCGGUUUUCCGCAUUCUUCAUGUUCCAUCAUUCCGUUCUGAAUAUGAAGAGUAUUGGAGGGAUCCCCUACAGGCAUCUGAUACCCUUCGACUCAAGGUUCACUUGGUGAUUACCAUAGGAUAUAGCCUUUGUGAACCACCGAGCAAUCAAGCCGACCCGCUCCGCCACGAAACACUUCGAUGGGUGCACUUUGCACAAAACUGGAUUUCAGCUCCCUUGGAGAAAAGUAGAAUUACAAUCUCCGGCCUUCAAAUACAGUGCCUUUUAGUCCUGGCCCGUCAAGUUUUGUAUAUUGGCGGGGAUCUGAUAUGGGUUUCUAUGGGGACCAUCGUGCGAACGGCCAUACAAAUGGGCCUUCAUCGCGACCCAAAACAUUUCAAGAACAUGACGAUGCUACAUGCUGAGCUCAGACGGAGAUUGUGGGCUACAAUAUUGGAGAUGAACCUUCAAGCUGCGUUAGACGCUGGAGUUCCGCCUUCAAUUUCUUUCGAGGACUUUGACACCGAGCCCCCUUUCAAUGUUGAUGAUGAUCAUCUCUUUGACAGGGUCGGAAUCCUAGAAACAUUGGGCAGCGAAGUCACCACAGACACGUCUCUCCAACUGUGCCUCCUAAGGUGCAUACGGCCAAGGCUUGAGAUACUGCGGUGUCUAAAUUGGGCUAAAACAGAGGAUAUACAAGAAAAGGCACACUCUCUUAGCACCUCAAUAAAUAAAAUAAAUGAAGCAUGUCGCCAGUGCUGGUUUUGCAUCAAGGAUUACAGCGAAGGCAGUCGUGUCUUCAAGCGCAAUUUUGCGGAUCUUCUCCUCCGUCGUUUCCUACUUCCCUUCCAUCGCUUUUUGAUAGAUCACGCAGAGGAACGGUCACUUGUAUACUCUUCUAGAAAACUUAGCCUGGAUGCAGCUAUGGCACUGCUAUCCCCAAAGCCAAGCGCCGAAUUCACACGACUGACGAUGCUGGGUGGCGGAUUCUUCAAACACCGCUUGAUUCAUAUAUCCAUAGUGCUGUCGUUGGAGCUGCUCAAUGAAAUCGAAGAACACCGAGAAGACCGCAUCAUGGACGAACCUUGCCGAUAUAGAAGAUUGCUGAUCGAGGAAGUGCGCGAGGCGCAGCGGCAGUGGGCAGAGCGAAUCAAGCUCCGCGAAACAAACAUCAAGUUGCAUAUGAAGUUGAGCAUGCUGCUAAUCCAGGCUGAAGAAACUGGGCAUAAUAUUUCUAUUCAACAAAGAAUGGGACAGAGUGGCAAAGCAAGUCUGGAAAGCUGCUUUGCGGCUGUCCAAAACCGAGCACUGCCCGACUAUGGCCGAGGGGAAGGCAGAGAUGACCUUUUUGAAAUUGAAGAAGGGUUUCAGGACAUUGACGCACUGGAAUUCUUUAAUUUUGAUGAUAUAUGGGAGCCCAUGGGCGCUGACGUGGAGCGUGGAAUCGGAUUCAAUCUCACUUUUGUCUGAAAGAUUAGUUACUGAAGAUCAAGGGUGUUGGGAUCAACCAGUAAGGGAGAGCGUUAUUUAGGCCCUGUUGGCCACGCACGGCUCUCGGAUGAUAAGUAUACACUCGUGACAUUGAGAAUUUCUUGUUUAUCUCCGAAUACGCCGCGGCUCGGUUCGGUCUUUUGCUUGGUGUGAAUUCGUUAGGGAGCAUUGCCAUAGCUGUUAGC
Messenger RNA from Talaromyces stipitatus ATCC 10500, 2366 nucleotides. RefSeq lists its product as uncharacterized. Gene Ontology annotation, molecular function: zinc ion binding; DNA-binding transcription activator activity, RNA polymerase II-specific; RNA polymerase II cis-regulatory region sequence-specific DNA binding. Gene Ontology annotation, biological process: regulation of transcription by RNA polymerase II; DNA-templated transcription. Lineage: Eukaryota; Fungi; Ascomycota; Eurotiomycetes; Eurotiales; Trichocomaceae. The record is from RefSeq and is a predicted model, not a curated record. Gene Ontology annotation, cellular component: nucleus. The transcript has 3 exons. Bases 1 to 2160 code for a protein of 719 amino acids.